Penicillium concentricum is the source of this 1161-nucleotide messenger RNA. RefSeq names its product peroxidase. The record is from RefSeq and is a predicted model, not a curated record. Lineage: Eukaryota; Fungi; Ascomycota; Eurotiomycetes; Eurotiales; Aspergillaceae. Gene Ontology annotation, molecular function: peroxidase activity; heme binding. Gene Ontology annotation, biological process: response to reactive oxygen species; hydrogen peroxide catabolic process; cellular response to oxidative stress. The coding region runs from base 1 to 1161 and encodes 386 amino acids. The transcript is spliced from 3 exons.
AUGCGGAGAUCAGACGAAAACGCCGAGGCAAUAGCAUAUGUGGCCCCCUUGAUUGGCUGUGAUUCCAUCAGCUUCUAUCUGCUUCUCGGGCCUUCCUGCGCUCAACCCCGACCUCCUCUUUUCCGUCCUGCUGCACGCAGCACCCGUUUCGCCAUCCCCGCCAAUGGUCUCCGCGCCUCUGGUCGUCGCGGAUAUGCUUCAGAAGCUGGCUCUGAGAAGUCUGGCUCAUCCUUCGGCCUCUGGGCUCUUGGUCUCGGUGCCCUCGGUGCCGCAGGUGGAGCGUAUCUCUACCUGAACGGCGACUCCUCCCCCAAGGGGCCCUUCGUCCCCACCAAGGCCGAUUACCAGAAGGUGUACGACGCUGUCGCUCGCCGUCUGGCCGACGAGACCGACUAUGAUGACGGCAGCUAUGGUCCCGUCCUCGUUCGUCUCGCAUGGCACGCAAGUGGUACCUAUGACAAGGAGACCGGCACUGGAGGCAGCAACGGUGCCACUAUGAGAUUCGCCCCGGAGUCCGAUCACGGCGCCAACGCCGGUCUGAAGACUGCCCGCGACUUCCUCGAGCCCAUCAAGGCUCAAUUCCCCUGGAUCACUUACUCUGAUCUGUGGACUCUCGGUGGUGCCUGCGCCAUCCAGGAGCUGGGUGGUCCUUCCAUCCCCUGGAGACCCGGCCGUGAGGACAGAGACGUCGCUGCCUGCACUCCUGACGGCCGCCUGCCUGACGCCGCUAAGGACCAGCGUCACAUCCGCGAUAUCUUCUCCCGCAUGGGCUUUGAUGACCGCGAGAUGGUUGCACUGAUCGGCGCCCAUGCCCUAGGCCGCUGCCACACCGAUCGUUCCGGCUUCGACGGCCCCUGGAACUUCAGCCCUACUGUUUUCACCAAUGAGUUCUUCCGACUUCUUGCUGAGGAGAAGUGGGUCCAGAAGAAGUGGAACGGCCCAACUCAGUUCACCGACAAGACCACCGGCACUCUCAUGAUGUUGCCCACUGAUAUGGCUCUUGUCAAGGAUAAGGGCUUCAAGAAGCACGUCGAGCGCUAUGCCAAGGACAGCGAUGCCUUCUUCAAGGAGUUCUCCGAUGUCUUUGUCAAGCUCCUCGAGCUCGGUGUGCCCUUCAAGACUGACGACCGCAUCGUCUUCAAGACUUCUGAUUCUGAGUAA